UUGGUUGAAGUCACCGUGUGCUCCUUACCGGUCCCUUAGUGCUCCCGAGCCGAAGCUUGGGCAUUUUGAGUUUGUCAGAUCACAUGAUGCACAUUCCGAUGAUGUCAUUGCGAUCCGACGUACGGACUUGGUCAGCAACUAAGCCGCACCUGAAUGUAUGCGCCGUUAUGGACGAAGGCCCACCAUUGGUAUAGCCUAUAGGAGCAACAUCCUUACUUGGCACAAUCAUGAUGAGGAGGAAAACAGCAACACAUGUAUCGGUAGCGCUUGCUAGUGAACCGCCUGUUCUUAGGCAAAGAUAGUCACAUUGUAGAUCGGAGACACGGAGAAUCUUGGUGCGUCUGCAACGUUAUCGUUCUGUGAGAUAGAUUUGACGGCGACCAGGAUCUCAUGCAAGAUAGUCUCGUUGCGAGGGCUCGACUGCAACCCUGCUGGUCGGGCUCGGUACCUACAGAGCUCAUCAAGAUGAUCAUUGAUGAAAUUGCAGAAGAAAAAUCUACCCUGCGCUCCUGUGCUCUCGUCUGCCGAGCAUGGACACCAAUUGCACAUAUGCAUAUCUUCCAUUCUCUCCACAUAACAGUUCACAUAGACUGCUGGAAGUCUCCCCUUCUCUUCUUCGCUCCCUCUAUUCACGUAUCAAAGAACGUUGGUGCACUGAACCGGCUACUCAGAUCUUCCCCCCACAUCUCUUCCUAUGUCAAAAGACUAACUAUCACGACCUCCUACGAUCACUGGUUCUACUGCUCCAUUCCGGCGACCCUAGCUGACAUCGUCAACACCAAGCUAGGACACUUUUGGAACUAUUUCCUCCCAUGUUUCCUGCGGAGCUUGGACAGGGUAGAGGAGCUCAUCCUUCCCCAAAACCUGCGCCACCCGCUGUCAGAGAACGUGCCAAAGAGAGUGAUCGAUGGACUAGGUUGUGUACUGCGUUCAACGUCGCUGACAUCGUUCGCAAUGCUAUCCGGGUCUUCGAACGAUCUAUACGCCAUGUUGGGUCAAUGCCGGGCCCUGCGCGACCUCCAUGUGGGGGAUAUAACAUUCCAUGAUGAAACGCCUAACCCUUCCUCGUUCCCGCCACUUCCGUUGAAACUGCAAUUCCUCGCCAUAACUUCCCGUAUGGACGCAUAUAUGCGCUUCGUUAAUAAGUCACCACGCGGAAUCGUUGAUUUCAGCCACUUGAAGCGAUUAGAGAUCAUCAUCCGUGGAUCUUUCUUUGCGAUGGAAGCAGAUCUGGUCCCGACCACAGAAGAUCUGAUUCGUCGGAAUAAAGAGACCUUGCGAGAUCUCGUGUUGAAUGUAUGUCCCGAAGAAUACCUAUUCAAUCUUGUCGAUCCUGCGCGCAUUCGGAACUUACAUAUAACCAUGGCUUCCUCGCCUCGUCCCGCUUCGCAAAAUCUAGAGGCGUGGGUACGAUGGCUAACUCGGUCCUUCUCUGGCAUGAAGUCGAUUAGCCUUGAACGAUGUCUAUUCCAACUGAAUGAGUCCAAUACUUCCGCUGAUGUCAUGGCGCUGUAUGACGAGUGGAGGAAGUUGGAUACCAUCAUGUCUUCGCGGCCUGGACUUCCUGGACUCAAUGUGCGCUUGUGGCGGAGCGGGUCUCUGACUUCAAAGGAUGUUGAAGAUAUAUUUCCUUCUUUGAGCGCAACAGGGCGCCUGCAUGUUCGGGUAGCAGACGUAGGUUUCUGAGGAAAUGUAUUGGAAAACCUUCGUGGCAGCGGCGCUUCGUAGUGUAUGAGCUUUGAAUGCGUAAAAAGUAUAAAAUUGUUGUACUGCGGCGCUCUGUGGAAUCUUAUCUGUGCGAAAGAAUACUGGCCCACAAGAGAAUGCGAAAGACGAGUGGCGAAACAAGUCAGCUAUCGGUUAGAACAUUACCGCUUUAUCGGGGUCCAGAACCAAAAGGACUGAUGCACAAAUGAGUGAACUGGUCUGGCAGAAGCGAUGAUCGACCUGAUCAAGGUCAGGGUUGCAACGCGUUGGGGUUUGAUAAAUACAUCCCUCCGCAGCGCUCAGGGAGGGUCGUCAUAAACGAAAGAUUAUGAAUUCGCAUGGUGUUACCUAACAGGCAAGAACUUAAGCUGUUUUUAACAAUUUCACAUUUCUACACGGAAUUUGUGGAUGAUAAGUAAAUGACCUUGAAGGGUUAAAGGUUUAUCAAGGUGGAACUUUGGAAUCGUC
This is a messenger RNA of Desarmillaria tabescens, 2175 nucleotides long. RefSeq lists its product as uncharacterized. The record is from RefSeq and is a predicted model, not a curated record. Bases 391 to 1686 code for a protein of 431 amino acids. The transcript is spliced from 3 exons. Lineage: Eukaryota; Fungi; Basidiomycota; Agaricomycetes; Agaricales; Physalacriaceae.